GACUGAAGUGGCUGGCUAGUGGAACUGCCUACAGGAAGAUGGUGUGAUGUAUUUAGUGGUGUACGGUGCUCUGUGUUGGGAGGGAAGACAACAGGGUAGAGGAGGCAGAGGCAGUGCACCAGAUGAGAGGAGAGAGGACGCCCCCUGUCCCCGCCAGCAGCCCUCACUGACCAUCAAUCACCCAGGGCCAUUGUGGUCCUGUCCAGGGUAGCCUACGGCACAGCCACCCAGCCCAGCCACCCAGCCAGUCAGGCAGAGGAGAGGAGAGAGGGGGCAGGGAGCUGUAGCCUGCAGGGAGAAAGUAAGGGGGAAAGAAUGGCAGUCGGGGAACGGCCUUCUUCGUGUUCCUCUCCCCAGCCGGCAUUGCUGGGCUUGGGGGCAGCUCUGCUCUCUUUCUGCAUCUCCGCUGUGCUCUCCCAGGUCCCGGAUCCAGAGCUUUUACCGACAGAUCCCCCAAAGAAGCCAGACCCAGUCACUUCAGAAACAGUCGUGUUCUGGGGACUGCGGUUAUGGCAAGUCAUUGGUAUCUUCUCUAUGUUUAUUCUAGCAGUCAUCAUCACCCUAUGCUGCAUCUUCAAAUGCCGUAUCCCCAGGACGAAGAAGGAGAUUGAGGCGCGACAUGCUCAGAGAGUAGCAGCUAAGGACUACGCCAACACACUGGAGACUGUGCCUCCUCUCAACGAGCUCACAGAGAUCCCAGGAGCUCUCCCGGACACUGUGUCCCUCUCGACGGUCUCUGAGCAGGUCCAGGCUCGCAGCGCCAGCAGCAGCCAGCUCCCAGUGGUGAGAGAGGAGGAGGAGCUCACUGGCCCCCUCACUCAGCCCGAGACGGGAUGACAUUCCUCCCUCCUUCUCCUCUCUCCUUUCCCCCUCACUCAGCCUGAGACUGGAUUACCUCCCUCCUUCUCCUCUUCCGUAUCUCUUCUCACCUUCCCUCUUUCCACAUUCCUAUCUAUAUUCUGACGAAGAGGACUAUCCACUAGAGGGAACAUUGGAACAUGCACCUCAGGAUUCAGUAAAUCACAGAAAAGCAUUGAAUAGUUGAAUACAAUAGUUAACUUAAUAGAUCAGCAUUCAUCGCUACUUCCUAGAAAGAAUGGCAUUGACAUUGUGGAGAAUGUUGCCUGCUGAAGAGUAAUAGUUGCAUGUGUUACAUACUUCAAAUGCUCUUUGUUGAUAUACUCAUCCUUGUGGAUAAUACAUUGAUUGUACAUUGGACACAGAACUGCAAAUGUGGAUGAUGAAAAAGUAGAGAUGAAUCUUAAGGCUUCUGACGGUGAUGUUGCAUGCCUACGGCUGUCACUCGUUGUUUAUUCAUUUCUCUCUUUCUCCUUCUCUGACUCAAUCUGUAAUCUUGGCUUUGUAUAAACACAUUAUGAUCUUUUAUGUAAGCUUAUACAGUAACACCCAUGACAACCAACCCUGGUCCUGGAGAGCUACAAGGUACACAGGCUUUUCUUUCUCAACCUUGCACCAACAAUGUCUUAAUUAUUAGUUGAAUCGCAUGUUUUAGUAUGGGGGGGGGGAAUGCCUGCACACCAUGUCAAGUUCAUCCACGUCUAAGGUUGGGCGUCACUGACAUAAUUUACUUGUCAUUUAUCUCUGUCUUUCUGUCUGAUCCAGGUGGGUGUGUUUCUGUCCAUGCCCAUCUGUCCUCUUGAAGUAUCACACAGGCUUACAUGGACAUACAUAGGUCUGGAAUAUCAAAUCAAAUCUGAUUUGUCACAUGCGCCGAAUACAACAGGUGUAAACCUUACAGUGAAAAUGCUUACUUAUACAAGCCCUUAAUCAACAAUGCAGUUUUAAGAAAAACAAGUGUUAAG
Molecule: messenger RNA, 1823 nt
Organism: Oncorhynchus mykiss (rainbow trout)
Lineage: Eukaryota; Metazoa; Chordata; Actinopteri; Salmoniformes; Salmonidae
Product: transmembrane inner ear expressed protein-like
Biological process (GO): sensory perception of sound; inner ear morphogenesis
Source: RefSeq, a predicted model, not a curated record